This is a messenger RNA of Cynocephalus volans (Philippine flying lemur), 707 nucleotides long. Its product is annotated as small ribosomal subunit protein eS7-like. The transcript is spliced from 2 exons. Gene Ontology annotation, biological process: translation; rRNA processing; ribosomal small subunit biogenesis. NCBI's taxonomy places the organism in Eukaryota, Metazoa, Chordata, Mammalia, Dermoptera, Cynocephalidae. Bases 1 to 666 code for a protein of 221 amino acids. Gene Ontology annotation, molecular function: structural constituent of ribosome. The record is from RefSeq and is a predicted model, not a curated record. Gene Ontology annotation, cellular component: 90S preribosome; cytosolic small ribosomal subunit; ribosome.
AUGGGUAGAGAAGCCAGAGAAGCUGUGAUGUUGGUGUGGGGAGAAGCCUCCCAAGCCGGCGCUCAACAAGGAGAAGCCGUGUUCAGCUCGAGCGCCAAAAUCGUCAAGCCCAACGGCGGCGAGAAGCCGGAGGAGUUCGAGUCCGGCAUCUCCCAGGCGCUACUGGAGCUGGAGAUGAACUCGGACCUGAAGGCUCAGAUGCGGGAGCUGAACAUCACCGCGGCCAAGGAAAUUGAAGUUGGUGGUGGUCGGAAAGCUACCAUAAUCGUUGUUCCGGUUCCUCAACUGAAAUCCUUCCAGAAAAUCCAAGUCCGGCUAGUACGCGAAUUGGAGAAAAAGUUCAGUGGGAAGCACGUUGUCUUUAUUGCUCAGAGGAGAAUUCUGCCGAAGCCAACUCGAAAAAGCCGUACAAAAAAUAAGCAAAAGCGUCCCAGGAGCCGCACGCUGACAGCUGUGCACGAUGCGAUCCUAGAGGAUUUGGUCUUCCCGAGUGAAAUUGUGGGCAAGAGAAUCCGUGUGAAACUAGAUGGCAGCCGGCUCAUAAAGGUGCACUUGGACAAAGCACAGCAGAACAAUGUGGAACACAAGGUUGAAACUUUUUCUGGUGUCUAUAAGAAGCUCACGGGCAAGGAUGUUAAUUUUGAAUUUCCAGAGUUUCAGUUGUAAACAAAAAUGAGUAAAUAAAAUAUAUUCAUGGUAAAAAAACA